UUCAUUGCGUCUCAUCUUAGCAAUCUAAUUUAAUUCAUCAUAUUUAUUCUUUGUACAAUUUGCGUGUUAAAUUCAUGAUUCGUUUGCCCAAAACAUGGGCGUAAAAACGACUCAACUAAUUGCGGUUUUUGUCACCAGUUUAGCGUUAGCAAUUCCUACCAUGAAUCAUCGAACAGAAAAAUCGACCGGAAUUGUUCUGGCUCGAUUUGUCAGUCCAAAUCCGCAAUUAAUUCGAUUCAAACGUUUCGUUUUGGUUCAACCGAACUCUGCAGUUGAAUCUCGUUCGUUGGUGAUAGGAGCGACGGACUGGCUUUUACAACUCGAUUAUCAAACGUUUGCUUUGUUACAUAAUCGAUCCAUGGCCGUUGGUUCUCCAAAACCUUAUCAUUGUAAGGCGUUAAUCUGUGAUGAACAACGCGGUUGGCUUAUUGCCUGCGGUACUAACAAUCAUGGCCAAUGUUCUAUCCAUGAUUUAAAUAAUAUUAGCCAAAUUCUUCACGAACCAAAAGAAUCAGUAAUAAGUGAUCAACCAGAUGGUUCAACUGUUCUGUUGAUCGGACCUGGUCCAGCAAUAUCAUCAUCGGCUAACAUAUCAAACACAGCGUUGUAUGUGGCCAGCACCUCAAAUGAAAAUUCUCGUAGUGAAAUUAUAGCAACACGGAGCUUACAAAUCGAAAAUCUAAUGCAACUAGUCUAUGCGGAUAUAUCGUCCGGUACUAGACUCUAUCUCAACAAUGCUAUUGCUGGUCAUUUCUACCUUGAAUAUAUAUACGCAUUUCAAUCCGAAGGUUUUACUUUUUUUGUAGUGGUCGAAUCGAUUGGUAUGGGUAAGCGUAACCAACAAAACAAGCAUCAGGCUUUCAUCACUAAACUAGUUCGCAUAUGCCAGAAAGAUGAUCGCUAUUAUUCGUAUACGGAAGUGCCUCUUCAUUGCAAUUCGCACGUAACGGUCAGUAGAGCUAGACGUGCUUUUCAUUUAAAGUCACCAUCACAAGUUGAAAGGCAAUCGUUCGAACAUUUGAUAGUAAUAUUCGAUCAUCAUGCUGUAUGCAUGUAUCAGAUGUGGGCUUUACAGGCUCAGAUCAAUGCUAACAUUGCCAAAUGUUUCGACGGUCAAGGAUUUCAAAACAUACGUUAUAUACAUUCUUCUUUUCCGCCUUGUCAACGUACCAAUAUGACACAAGAAGAUUGGAUAUGCGGAUCCGAUGUCAACCAACAUUUGGAUACGGAAGAUCCAAUCAUAUCUACAUCAUUAAUCGAUACCGAAAAUCAGCGUUUGACAGCUGUUACUGCAUCCUGGAUUGAUCUGGAACAUCAGACUGGAAUCUUGACGUUGGGAACCAAUAACAGCGUUUUACUACUUUACGUUCUGCUUCCUGAUCAUUCAAAAGGACAAAAACAUCAUGAUCAACAAUCAAAAUUCAAGGCAAUUCAAUACAAUCAUAUUGAUUUGGUCGCAUUAAAUCAACUGCAUGAUCAAAUGCCCAUUCUUGCUGAUAUGGAAUUGAUGGAUGGCCAUCAUCUAAUUGUAAUGACCAAAAACAAUGUAUUCAAAUUGGACGUUCAACAAUGCUCGAAACAUAGCAGCUGCAGUCAGUGCAGCGUUUCAGUUGAUCCUCAUUGUGGAUGGUGUCUCUCUACCAACCAAUGUACAAUGAGGAAAUCCUGUCCUAACCAAUCCGAUUGGAUUUAUUUAUUCAAUGAACAUAGUCAAAAUGUUCAUUGCCCACGUAUAGCAACUAUAGAGCCAUCAAGCAUAGCGAUUAAUACACGUAAAACAAUUCGCCUGUUUAUGAAAAACUUUAGAGAACCCAGUAUCGCAAUCGAUCAAGAAUCGCAACAACCAAGACCACUGUAUUGCGUGUUCAAUUUUUUUCGCACAUCUACAGGCAAGACACACAUUAUCACUGACAAACAACAUUCCGCAAUAACGGUAGCCAAACGAAUCCAACAAGGCCAAAUGAACACGCAGAUUAAAUGUCCGUCUCCAGAACCUGAACAACUACCCUCAAUUAGAUCUGAACAUUAUCUACGUUCUUGGCUUGUUGUGGCCAUGAAUUUCGAUACACAUUUCACACAAAAUCCAUCGACUCAAACUUUGACCGAAUUAAGUUCAGGUAUUGAAUUUCGAUUCUGGGAUUGUAGCUCCUAUCGGACAUGCAAUCAAUGCGUUCGUCAGGGCUCGAAUGGCAACUGUAUCUGGUGUAUAUCUGAACAUAACUGUAAAUACAGUGAAGCCAGUUGUCGAAUGGAUCGCAAACUAAUGGUUCGAACUAAAACAACUGCCGAACGUGAACAUAUAGCAAAUUUAUGUCCACGAUUUCUUCUAUUCAACAACAAAUCACAUUUGCUUACUGUACACGAAAAACUAGAAUCUAAGAUACAAAUGAAAGUUUUGAACUAUGAUGUUCAUCACGAUGAUCGUAUUGAAUGUAGAUUUCAAACAACAAACAGCGAACAGCUUAUUGUUAUCGGUCAUUAUAACGCCACACAGAAAUCAAUCCUUUGUGAACCGAUUGUACUCAACAUUCCAGCAAAACUGGAACAGCAAGUCGAUCGUGUGAAUCUUCAAGUGUCAAUCAAUGACUAUAUUUUGGACAAUCCAAACAAUAUGAACAUUCAGCUUUAUGAUUGUAAACGUAUGGCCGAGAAUUGUGGCCAAUGUUUAACGCUUACUGAACAAUACGCUUGUGGCUGGUGUAUGCGUGAUCAGUCAAAAGUGAUCAGUUCUUCAUGUGAAGUCAGUCAACAUUGUCGAAUGGAUUCACAAACAAAAAAUGGAAUUAUCAGAUGGCUGAAUCAAUCUAGCGCUGAACUCUGUCCUAAUCCAAUCAUCCGGGAUUUCGAGCCUAAAUCUGGGCCAAUAAAUGGAGAGACAACGUUGACUAUUAAAGGCGAAAAUCUGGGCCGAACAAUUGACGAUAUCCAGAUCUGGAUUGGCUUAGAAUCAAAACCUGAUCGAACCGUUGAAUGUCAACCGAAAAAAUUUGAUCAUGCUUCCAGACUAGAAUGCGAAUUGCGAACACAAUUUACGAAUCACUCUCUGCAACCGGGUGACUACGGACACAUCAUGGUCAAAUUGCGAGAUGUAUAUGAAGCUCGCUCUACCGAGAUGUAUCGCUUUAUUCGGGCACAAUUGUGGCGUCUUGAACCAGAUCGAGGACCAAGAUCGGGUGGCACUCGUAUUCGUUUGUUUGGUGAAAAUCUUGAUUCGGGAUCGACUUUGACCAUAUUGCUUGGAUCGACCGAUUGCAUUCAGCAAAUUGCUAAUGAUUCUAUGAUUGAAUGUCUUAGCAAUCCAUUCAACGACAUUGUUGCUAAAGAAUCUGAGCGGUCUGAAUCUACACCUGUCGAAAUCGUCGUACAGAUCGAUGGUGUACCUGUAGACAUGGAUAAACCUUUGACAUUUUAUUUUAUUGUUGAUCCGGUCAUCGAACGAGUUGAACACUGGAAUUCAGAACAGUUAAUUGCCCAAUAUCCGCUGAGUAUACCUAGCGGUGGUAUUCGCUUCUUUGUAAUUGGUCAACGUCUGGAUUCGAUUCAAAGUCCACAGUUCUAUGUAACUAUUAAAGAGAAUGAUCGGAUAAAAUUAAAUAUUAGCAGCGUUUGUCAGCAUAUUAAUGCCUCUUACAUAACUUGCGAAUCUCCGUCGAUUAUUGACACAUAUCUAACAACUUUUAACAACAACACUCAGCAUCAUUAUGGUUUCAUUAUGGACAAUGUUGAAUCAGUAAAAUCAUUGACAACAAAUGGAAAUUUUGAACAAUUUCGACUAUAUCGGCAACCCGUUUUCGAUGAAUUUAAAGAACCGGAUCAGAUUCAUCCAUUGUAUGAACAAGAACACUUGACUUUAACUGGACAACAUUUAGAUUUACUUUGGCUAUUUUCUGAUCAGGUGACCAUUGCUAUUGGAGAAUUAUACGUUUGUCAUCUUAUAACCACUUCGGCCAGAUUGCUUACCUGUCAACUUCCACAACAAAUGUUCAAUCAAAAUCAAAGAAAUAAUAAUGCCGAAUGUCAUCUGUUAACGGUUACCGUUAACAUUGGUCACGGAAUGUAUACAAAAAUUAUUGGUCGCCUGAAUCCUUGUCCAACCAAUUCGAUCCAAAGGAUAUUGAUCCCAGGAAUUGUAGUCGUUUCGAUUCUCAUCGUACUAAUAUUGUUGCUUGGAUUAUGUCAAUAUCGGAGUUGUCACCAACAACGUAUGAUACUUCGUGAAAAUCUCGAAAUGGAAAAACAACGCGAAGAUAUCGAAAAAGAAUUGCGUAAUGCACAUUUAGAAUUACGAUUGGGUAUUCAGAAAAUUGUGGAUGAAAAUCUUCCUGCACCGGUACGAAGAUUUAUUGAUUAUUUGAACAAUAUUCUGUUCGCUCAGCUAGAACAACCGUCAUUAUUACCAACAAAUAAUAUCUAUUCACAAACCAAAUUCAAUCGAUUCGGGCAAUUGAUUGCAGAACGGGAAUUUUUGUUGCUGUUCAUAAGAACUUUGGACAAAGAUAAAACAACGUCGAUGAAAACUCGUGUCCGUUUCGGUUCUUAUCUAGUCCAAGCACUAAGUCAUAAGUUGAUCUACCUAACCGAUGUGAUGAUCACCUUACUCAAUGAUCUCAUUGAUCGUAAUCUAUCGCAGCAUCCGAAAUUGUUGCUCCGUCGCAAUGAUACCAUAGUGGAACGUAUCGUUUCCGUAUGGCUCUCGCUGCUUCUUUACGAUCAUCUGGUAACCAAACCAAUCAGUCAAUCAUUGUAUCAUUUAUAUCAGGCUUUUAAUAUUCACUGUUACAAUGGACCAGUUGAUGAGAAAUGUGCGUUUGCUCGAAACACUAUGGACCAAGAACGUAUGUUACGAACUAACAUAGGCUUUAAACGAUUAACUAUACAGGUAGCUUUGAUCGAUUAUUCAAUGCGUUCGCUGGCUGACGAUGAUGAUGAUGAUGAUGACGGCGAACAUAUUUACGAAACACUUAUAUAUGAUCAGAAACCAACAGAUGUAAAUGAACUGGUUUGGCACCAAGUAGAAGUACUAGACUGUGAUUCAAUUAACCAAGUGAAACGUAAAGCAUUAAACAUAUUGUACAGUUCCAAACCUUAUUCACAACGUCGAUAUUUUGUCGAUGAUCUUGAACUUCAGUACAUUAACGAACAAAAUAAAUUGUUCACUUUUGCAAAUUCCGACAAAAGUAACGAAAGACGUAUCGAAAAAAACAUCCAAUGGUCACGCCUCAACACAUUAGCCCAUUACAACAUUCAGGAAAAUGGUUCACGUUUUUAUUUAAUGCCAAAAGAAUCGGUAACUGCAACAGUGAACAGUAAUAGCGCUCAUUCAUCACCAAUAAUCAAUCGUGAUCGUACAAAGUCAGUCAUUUCGACUAUUGCUCAGUUAUUACUCAGCCAACAACAGGAAAAUAACUUACAGCGAAUCCACGAAUGGCAUCUGGACGAAGGUUAUCAUAAUUUACAAAUUAUCCAUCAUAACAGUAACUUUUCGCCCAGUAUCUAUCAAACACGUCGUCAAAUUACGAAAGAAAUAACCCAGAAUUAUGUGGAUCGAUUAUUUGUUUCCAUUUUUCAACGUCAGCCUGAUAGGCCAAACGAUGGCCUCGACGAAAGUGUUGCUGUUUGCAAACCAAUUAAGUUUCUUUUCGAUUAUUUUGAUCGACAAGCUCAAAAACCAUGGAGUCGAUUGAGGCCAGACUUAAACAUCAACCUUUCAGAAAAAGAUGAAUUUGAUCGUCGUGAAAGUCAAGAUGUGGCACACAUCUGGAAAUCAAAUUGUUUGCCGUUACGAUUUUGGGUCAACAUUAUCAAGAAUCCGGAAUUCGUACUAGAUGUUGAGAAAGAUGCAGUAAUCGAUGCAAAUCUAAGCGUCGUUGCUCAGAUUCUAAUGGAAUCUUGUUCGCUGGAGUUACCACGUCUGGGAGAAAAUUCGCCAUCUUCAAAGUUAUUGUUUUCUCGUGAAUUUGAAACCUAUAAUAGCUGGGUGCGCGAUUAUUAUAAUUAUCUCAGUCAACUCAACCCGGUCACACAUGCCGAAAUGGAACAGUAUUUUGAAGAGUUCUCACAGCGAUACAGCGAUCAGGUUGAUAGAACAAAAGCGUUGGGCCAUCUUUACGAAUAUGUACUAAAAAGCCGACAAAUGUUGAGCAAUGAAAUGGACAAACAAAGUCCAAUGUAUUUGCGUUUUCAAUCGCUUUUUUAAAUAGACAAAUAAUACAUAAUAAUUGUUAAUAAUAAUAAUUGUAUUCUCGGA
Molecule: messenger RNA, 6247 nt
Organism: Dermatophagoides pteronyssinus (European house dust mite)
Lineage: Eukaryota; Metazoa; Arthropoda; Arachnida; Sarcoptiformes; Pyroglyphidae
Product: plexin-A4-like
Biological process (GO): positive regulation of axonogenesis; regulation of GTPase activity; semaphorin-plexin signaling pathway
Cellular component (GO): semaphorin receptor complex; plasma membrane
Molecular function (GO): semaphorin receptor activity; protein binding
Source: RefSeq, a predicted model, not a curated record